AUGUCUAGCCCUGUAAUCCGAAUGAACCAAACCACCGAACCACGGAGGCGAUCACGGCUGCCAAGCCGUUCCCUUUCUUCCUCUAACAUCGUCGACUGCGACGGCUGUGUCAGCAACAACAAUAGCAGAAGGAGCCGGUCAAUGGACAGUGCCAGUUUCGGGGAGAUUUGUGGGGGUGCCACAGCUGAGUGUACGGCUAUUUGUUGCUGUGCCCCUUUCGGGAUAGCCAACUUUCUAGUUUUGGCAAUGUACAAGAUCCCUGCAGGGUUAUGCCGCCGUGCUAUUCGUCAGAGGCAGCGGCGUAAGUUGGUGAAAAAAGGGUUGAUUCAGCCGUGGGACCACCGUGGAUGUGAGGGUCUCCAGAUUCGCCCAGUGGAGGAAAUUUUCCCAAUUGUGAAUGGUUCUGAAGAAACUGAAAAGGCUGUGAAUGAACUGGAAAAAGAAAUGUGGCAAAGGUUUUAUGGCACCGGGUUUUGGAGAAGUCCUUCUCAGAGGGAAGAUGAUUCACCUAGAAUUAAAUAA
This is a messenger RNA of Gossypium raimondii (Peruvian cotton), 522 nucleotides long. RefSeq lists its product as uncharacterized. The transcript has a single exon. The record is from RefSeq and is a predicted model, not a curated record. Lineage: Eukaryota; Viridiplantae; Streptophyta; Magnoliopsida; Malvales; Malvaceae. The coding region runs from base 1 to 522 and encodes 173 amino acids.